Anolis carolinensis (green anole) is the source of this 1395-nucleotide messenger RNA. RefSeq names its product FAM3 metabolism regulating signaling molecule B (gene fam3b). The coding region runs from base 188 to 898 and encodes 236 amino acids. NCBI's taxonomy places the organism in Eukaryota, Metazoa, Chordata, Lepidosauria, Squamata, Anolidae. The transcript is spliced from 8 exons. Gene Ontology annotation, biological process: insulin secretion. The record is from RefSeq and is a predicted model, not a curated record.
AGGAGCACCGCUUGAACGGCCCUGCUCCAAGCUACGGCCUGCCUCCCUCCCUCGCUCGCUCCCUCUGUAAGGCCGUCGGGGGGCGGAGGCCGGGCAGGCAGGUAGGCAGGCCGCCCGACUGGGGAGCCUCCUUUCAGCCCCGCCCGCCUUCUCCGGCAGAAAGAGCCCGCUCUCGGGAAACAUCACCAUGCGGGCCGGCUGCAACAAUUUUAUAAAGUUGGGAGGAUUUAUCAUUGCAUCUUUCUGUGCCUGGUACUUGGGGUCUCUUUUAGCAUAUAUAAUACCUGAAGACUCAAUAAUGACAACUUACGACAAUCUUCAGAACCUUGCCAAAAAACCAAAAAUUGUGGUUCCAUCCCCUAAAAGACACAAAUGUGACCAGUGGUCUCCAUGUCCGUCUCAAAGCUAUGCUUAUCGCAUACUCAGUGGUGGGGGCAAGGAAAAGUUUGCUAAAAUUUGUUUUGAAGAUGAACUGAUCAUAAGUGAAGAAAAAGAGAAUGUUGGAAGAGGAAUAAAUAUUGCAGUUGUAAACUAUGACACUGGAAAGGUUUUUGCUGCAAAAUAUUUUGACAUGUGGGAAGGGGAAUUCUCUGGACCAAUGACUGAUUUCAUCAGAAAGGCCCCCUUGAGGUCACUGCUCCUGAUGGUAACCCAUGAUGAUGGAAGUAGCAGGUUAAAGGAGGAUGGGAAAAAGGCAAUUGCUGAACUAGGAAGUAAAGAAAUACGAAAUUUGAAAUUUAGAUCAAGUUGGGUUUUCAUAGCAGGAAAAGGUUUUAAGCUGCCAGAAAAUAUAGAAAAUGAAAAGAUCAACCAUUCUGACAUGAAUAAGAACCGAUACAGUGGCUGGCCAGCUGAAAUCCAGAUAGAAGGCUGUAUUCCAAAGAACAUGACAAACUGAAUUCUCAAAUACUAUCCAUAAAACUGCAUUCUGUGCCUACCACAGUUUUUGUAAACAACAAUUUAUCAUCAAUUGCCAAUGGUCUAAGGAUAUGAACGAUCAUUAUUUAAUACUAGACAAAAAUAGUUUGAACUGUUGAGUUCAUUGAGUUCUUGCAGCAAAUCUCUUUUUUGGCAUAUAAAUGACUACAGGUGUUUUCUUCUUGUAUUAAUGUAUUAUGCUGUGACUUAUGAAAAAUCAGUUUUGCAAUCAGUAAAAUAACAUAUGUUUAUAUAUUCACAUGUUGUUUUUGGUAACCAAAGAUUAGAUUGGCAGUGGUGUGUGCAAAAGAAUCCCUUAUUUAUCCCUCCACUUAUUACGUUUUACUUGAAACUUUUAAAGGCCUAACCUAGUCAUGAAACAAGUGUUUUCAUGAUCCACAGUUUACACUUGAAUCUUUUAUCUAUUUAUUUUCAAAAAAAGUUACACUUGAAACAAUAAACAGUUUCUAUUUUAAA